UUCAACAGCGUUUUAUUACUAAAAACAAGCAGACAAAGUUGUGCCACUGACCCCGUUUCUCAGGUAUAAAGAGGCCCAGAUGUGCAGCCACUGCAGAGAGUCUGGGACCGGGACGAACGAAGACCAGGAGACUUUAGUCCUCUGAUCUGGUCCAGUUCUGCUGCUCUGCUGUUUGUGACUGUGGUCCGGAAGAGGGGGCGGAGCGUCAUCAGCCACGUCAUAUCAUCCGCCGCUCUCUGAUUGGCCGCUGCUCCUCACCCGACACAGCUGUGAUUGUUUUCUGCAGAGGAAGCUGUGUCGCUGGUAUGAGGUGUUCACGGUGAAGUGGAGUGACUGAGUGAACGACCACGACGAUGUGAACAGACCAGGUGACUGUAGUCUCUGUUGUUGUUGUUGUCAACAGUCGGAUCCUGAGGUUUGAUGACCAGAAGAGAAGCUUUCUGUCUGAACCAGAUAGUGAAGCCGCCUGGGAGCCGAGCUCGUCACUGCCAGAUGCCCAGACUAGAGAACCACUGCUGGAGCUGCUCCUGUGCUUCGAGAGUAGAACCUAAGUAUUCAUCAUCAGCAUCGUCUUCAUCCACGUCGUCUUCGUCACCAUCUUCAUCUUCUACUGCAAACUCUUUGGCGUCCAAAGCUAAAGAAAUGAUGUCCAUCAUCACAUCGGUGUUGAGCAGUGCCUACGGCUCCCUGCUCGACGUCCGAACUGCCAACUUAAUCCGACGGGGACUGGUCCUCUUCACGGUCGGAGUGAUUCUGGCCCUGGUGCUUAACUUGCUGCAAAUACAAAGAAACGUCACCCUUUUCCCCGAGGAGGUGAUGACAACUAUGUUCUCGUCCGCCUGGUGGAUCCCACCGUGCUGUGGUACAGCGGCCGCGGUCAUCGGUCUGCUCUACCCCUGUCUGGACAGCCAUCUGGGAGAGCCACACAAGUUUAAAAGAGAGUGGGCCAGCGUCAUGAGGUGCAUCGCCGUGUUCGUGGGCAUCAACCAUGCCAGUGUGAAACUAGACUUUGACAACAACGUCCAGCUCUCCCUGACUCUGGCCGCCCUGUCCUUGGGGCUGUGGUGGACCUUUGACCGGUCCAGGAGUGGCUUCGGCCUGGGCAUCACCACUGCCUUCCUGGCCACCGUGAUCACACAGCUGCUGGUCUACAACGGAGUUUACCAGUACACGUCUCCAGACUUCCUGUACGUGCGCUCCUGGCUCCCCUGUAUCUUCUUCUCCGGAGGUGUUACUGUGGGAAACAUCGGACGCCAACUCGCCAUGGGUGGUCCAGAAAAAGCCCACAUGGACUGAGCAGCGAGGAGAAGAUUCCCACUGCAAACAAAAAGGACCAGUUUGUGGAGACGGAGGAAAAGACUUGUCGUUUUGGACUUUGUUUUUAUCAGGAACAGAAAACUCCUCCUCCGGCCUCAUCUGCACCUCAGUUUGGCCAAACAGCCUGUUUCUGCCACAGCCCACGUCCUACAGCCCACGUCCUACAUCCUACUACGGCAGCAUUAGGAAUUCCUCUACCGUUACCUUUUCUCCCAAAAGUUUUUUUGAAGUGAACCUUUGACUGAUUUGAAUCUUGUGUUUUUGAGCGUGGACGUCAGUGAGCAGGAGUUCCUACAACAGCUGCGACUGUUGCUUUGUAUUUUUCUCCUUCCUGAUUGAAUGUGAUGAUAAAAGGGAAGUGUACCAGUAGAUUAGAUUAACCAGCCACAGCAGAGUUCGUGUCGUUUCCAAACCAAA
Cynoglossus semilaevis (tongue sole) is the source of this 1734-nucleotide messenger RNA. It is a transcript of the gene insig1, whose product is annotated as insulin induced gene 1. Gene Ontology annotation, cellular component: SREBP-SCAP-Insig complex; endoplasmic reticulum. Bases 421 to 1296 code for a protein of 291 amino acids. The transcript has 7 exons. The record is from RefSeq and is a predicted model, not a curated record. Gene Ontology annotation, biological process: cholesterol biosynthetic process; SREBP signaling pathway; cellular response to insulin stimulus. Lineage: Eukaryota; Metazoa; Chordata; Actinopteri; Pleuronectiformes; Cynoglossidae.